GUGAGCGGGCACCAGGGAGCGGUCGCUAUGUUCGGAAGUGAAAGAUUCGUAAGCUCACCCGCUCACAGAGCGGCUUAGUGAGCAUACAUAUCGCAUGUCUGAAAAUGGCGCUUUCUUGUGCGAUUUCUAACGAAGUCCCGGAACACCCGGUCGUAUCUCCUGUAUCUGGUUCUAUAUUCGAAAGGCGUUUAAUUGAAAAAUUCGUAACAGAAAAUGGGGUGGAUCCUAUCACUGGGAAGGAGCUGACUAUAGAACAACUCAUUGAUAUUAAAACCACUCCAAUAGUUAAACCUAAACCACCAAGUGCCACAUCUAUUCCAGCCAUAUUAAAGAUUUUGCAAGAUGAAUGGGAUGCUGUAAUGUUACACUCAUUUACACUUAGGCAACAACUUCAGACUGCUCGGCAAGAAUUGUCUCAUGCUUUAUACCAACAUGAUGCAGCAUGCCGUGUAAUUGCUAGAUUGACGAAAGAAGUCACUGCUGCCAGAGAAGCCUUGGCUACUUUGAAACCACAGGCUGGAAUUGUUCAAGCUACCACUAUUCCACAACCUGCAGUUGCAGUGGAAGCAGGUGGCACAGCAGCUCAGCCUAUGGAACAAGCUGGUAUUACUGAGGAUGUAAUACAAAAACUUCAAGAAAGAGCUACAGUCCUCACUCAGGAAAGAAAACGUCGCGGACGUUCUGUUCCCGAAGAUUUGCUCCCUCAAGAUAGUAUUCGUGCAUUUCAGACGCUUGCAUCUCAUCCUGGUCUUCAUUCUGCUAGCGUACCCGGUAUACUCGCGCUUGAUAUACAUAGCGCGGAUACUAGCAAAAUUUUAACCGGCGGUGCUGAUAAGAAUGCUACAGUAUUUAAUAAAGAUACAGAACAAGUUGUUGCAAUACUGAAGGGACACACCAAAAAGGUUACUCGAGUAAUUUAUCAUCCGGAUGAAGAUAUAGUAAUGACAGCGUCGCCCGAUACUACAAUACGAGUAUGGAACGUAGGAACUAGUCAGACGACGUUGUUAUUGAAAGCUCACGAUGCCCCCGUGACUGGACUCUCAUUACAUCCAACAGGCGAUUAUUUAUUGAGUUCGUCAUUAGAUCAACAUUGGGCAUUCUCAGAUAUACGAACUGGUAGAUUAUUGACUAAGGUUGCCGGUCAAGUGAGUCAACCCUUAACUACAGCUCAGUUCCAUCCUGAUGGAUUGAUUUUUGGUACUGGUACUGCUGAUUCUCAAGUGAAGAUCUGGGAUUUGAAAGAGCAAUCGAAUGUAGCUAAUUUCCCGGGUCAUUCGGGACCAAUUACGGCAAUUAGUUUCUCCGAAAAUGGUUACUACUUAGCUACAGCUGCUGAAGAUUCUUGUGUAAAACUUUGGGAUUUGCGUAAACUGAAGAACUUCAAAACACUUCAAUUAGAGGAGUCAUACGAAGUCAAAGAUAUUUGUUUUGAUCAAAGUGGAACAUAUUUGGCAGUAGCGGGCACAGACGUGAGAGUGUACUUGUGUAAACAAUGGCAAGAACUGAAAGUGCUUAACGACCACACAGCUGCUGCAACCGGUGUACGUUUCGGAAAACACGCACAAUACAUAGCUUCUACUAGUAUGGAUAGAACAUUAAAACUUUAUGGAUUACCUUGAAUACAUAGUAACAAAACACAUUAAUUUAAGAUAGAUAUAAAUUAGGAUUUGUACUAUAAGUUUAUUUCACAGAAUUAUGACAAAUGCUUUUAGCAAGAAGAUUAUUUGAUUCAGAUUUAAUAUUUUUACUUACAAAUUCUUCAAAAGAAUUUUAGGAAAAAAAUGAGAAUGAGCAAGUAAUUUUGCACGAGUGGAUUUGAGUGCAUUUUCUGUAGAUAUUUGUUAAGAUUGUCGUAAGACUUAGAAACUAAAAUAUCCUUGUGGAUACUAAUAAUAUUAUUUUUAAGCUAUUUUGAUCGAAUUUAAUGGUACAUACCAGUAUAUUCUAGUAAUCGAUUGUUAAAAUCUUUGUACACUUAAUUCGUACAUCAAUAAGUGUGACUAAAAAAUAUUGAUAACUAAAGUUUUAGAUUCAUUUUCGAAAUUUCUUAUUCUAAUCUUAAGGUUAGGAUAUACAUUUAAUACCAACAGAAUGAUAAUAUUUGAUAAAUCGUUUUUGGACCUUACUUUAACGUCUUGAAAUUCUAUAGAAAGAUACCGAAGAAAUGACAUUCAGUACACGAGAAGGUAUAAGAAUUUUAAGGAUACGUAUGUCAUUAAUUGUUAAUAAAUUCGUUUCCAAUACCUUGUGAAACAAAGUACAAAUCUCGAAUAGCAGUACGUGGUAUUAUAAAUUCAACAUUACAUAGGCAGUUAUUUUUAUGAAAAAGAAGUAUGUAACAAUGUUUCUUGACUGUCGUACAACUCUACUCAAAAUACUUUUGAAAACUGCGAAAUACAAUUUGUUCCGAGUAGAAAACGAAA
This is a messenger RNA of Hylaeus volcanicus, 2423 nucleotides long. RefSeq names its product pre-mRNA-processing factor 19 (gene Prp19). Gene Ontology annotation, cellular component: Prp19 complex; cytoplasm; U2-type catalytic step 1 spliceosome. Gene Ontology annotation, biological process: DNA repair; mRNA splicing, via spliceosome; protein ubiquitination. The coding region runs from base 105 to 1619 and encodes 504 amino acids. Gene Ontology annotation, molecular function: protein binding; ubiquitin protein ligase activity. The record is from RefSeq and is a predicted model, not a curated record. The transcript is spliced from 8 exons. NCBI's taxonomy places the organism in Eukaryota, Metazoa, Arthropoda, Insecta, Hymenoptera, Colletidae.